AUGACUACCCAGAGCGAGCCCCCGUCCCCACGUUUCGUGAUUGAAUCACCCAAGCCUGCCCUUGAUGCUGCCCGCUUAGCACCACCCUCGGCGCACCAACGGCUUCAGACGCAUUGGCAGCACAGCUCCUUUGAUGUUGAAGGCACGUUAUGGCCGGUCCCGAGCAGCGGUUCCCUUGCCUUACGCUUUAGCUUUAGGCUUUGGGGUCCGGAAGAUUCGCAUGUCUUCGAGUUUCUUGGGGCUCAGCCUGCCCGGGCGGUUCGUAAUGAGCUCCUGCGGGUCGCCGGAUUGGCUGGCCGCCCUCGUGUCUUCGCCGCCUCGUUGGGUUUAACGACCACUCAGGUGCACCUGGUUAUGGCUUCGUCGACGCAGGUCUCUGCGACGGUGCUUUUCGAUGCGGGCUUUGAGGUCUGGUGCGCUGAUGUGCCGCGGCACAUAUCGGCAACCCACUUGUUGUCCAUCGCCUGUGAUUUGGCUUCCACUGAUGCCUUGCAGCUUAAUACGGAGAUUUCGCUUCCUCUUCGACACGGUGAUGUCCUCCCCGUUCGCCUGGAGGCUAAUCAGUUGCAGGUUGACCUGUCACGGCAUGUUCUGGCCCGACCUGCUGAGUCAGCCGCGGUUUGGUUGGACCCUGUGCAGUCGUUUUAUCUUCUUACCUUCUCUCGGGGAGUCCAGGGUUUUCAGCUGGCCGUUAGUUCUGAUGUCCAGACGUCAUUGCUGCGAGGCUUGCUCCCUCUUGAAGAAGGUAAGGGCGGCACUUUCCUCGAACUUCCCUCCAGGGCGAGCCUUCCCCUCAGACUCUUUGUGCAUUGCCGUCAAGGCAACGACCAUGUAGUCUUUCGGGUCUCGGAAGCCUCUGACCCUGCCGAUACGGGGUUUUUCUUUCUCUUUUCGGGGAUUUUCGACACCUAUUCCGAUUUUGCCAGGCGCCUUGGUCAGCUACAGACGGUGGAGGCCCGCUGGCUUCGGGCACUUCGAUCUUAUGGGUUGCAGGUUACCACCUGGGAGUCCAUGGAACUGACUCGUUCUGUUGGAUCCUCCUUCUGGUAUGUCCACCUCCAGGCAGACAUUAUUCGCGCUCAACUCCAUUUCGCACAGGCUCGCGCGGCCCCUGCCUCAUUUCAUCAGGUUCCGCCGCACACGGCCACCCAGCGUCCUAAGCCACAUACUGAAAAGGCUACCCAAACUAUAGCUGGGCCUGGCGGCUUCCCGCAUGAAAUUGCGGUUUGGCAAACCCCACCUCAACCCACCCACUGUGAACCCGGCGUGUUCCCUGAGGUUUCUUCGACUCUGGCCGAUGUAUGGUGUGAUGCCUGGCACAUCAAGUGUCUCAUUCCUUGCAUACCGGAAUAUCAGGCUUGGGUUCUUCGGGAUGGCAAUCGUUUGAUCGGCCUGUGCACGGCUGACAUUACGUGGGACCUUGUGUCCCAGGCGCUUCACAUCUCGACUUGGGAGCUGCCACAAACCUUCGUUCAUGGAGAUGGCCUUCUGCUACCGUAUCCAGAGCCCUUGCAUCAGGCUAAAGACAAGUGUCUCAGUGUCUCGCACGAUACUCCUGAGGCCGUGCAUUGUUUGCGCCAGAUUUCGCAGAACCGUCGACAGAGUGUGCAGCCGGCUCGCAGUCCCGCGGUUAGAUGGUCGCCAACCCCUUUGGGCCUGGUUGCUGGCCUCUGUGCACGGCGCUUGUGGUUUUGCUUUAGCCUCGGAGGGUUUCUUGUGCUCCCGGGCACCUUUGGUGUCAUGCUUGAUGAUGUCAUCGCUGACGCAGCUGCUGACCCAGCGCCUGAACCCCUGCCUUUUCGUGACUACAUGGACCUUACACGGACCUGUACCAUGUCAUGGACUCAUGAGCUCAGCAGGCAAACCCUUGGGUUUUCAGUCCGAGCACAGAUUCUGGGCGAGCACCUCCAGCGCAUUGCACCGGCACCGGAAAUCCUGCUGAAUCUGUGGCGGCCGGGUCGUGGCCCCACUAUGCUCCAGGUUCGCCCUCGUCGUCUGGCUCUGCAUUUAGCUAGUUUUCUCCGGGCCCUGGGGUAUGUUGAGGGCAUUGAUAGCCUCCACAUAGCCUACGACACUAGUCCUCAUAUACUGGACCUUGUCCUUGUACCUCCGACUGGCGGUACGUGGUGGAUCUUGCAGGACAGCACCGGCAGAGAGCUUCUACGACCGAUCGUCCGGCAUCAUACCUCUGCGGUUCAUUUUCGCCUCCUCACUGUCAGUCCGGACCAGAUAGCGCAGACUGUCUGCCCUGCUUAUGGAGUUCAGCAGCAACCCCUACUUCCCCAAGGUGCACGGGGUAGGGUGAUUCGCGACUUGCCGGAGUUGUACGGUUCACUGUGCCAAGGUAUCUUGGGUUUCGCUGCCGCUGCGGGGAUUCGUCGUGGGCUAGCCAUGUUUAGCCUAGUCUUUCUUGUGUACGGUACCUUGGGAGCCGACGCCGUCGUUCAGGCUGCCACGUCCACCCUGUCACUUGCUACUGCCGGUGCCCCGGCCAAUCCAGGGCCUCAUACUUUACGGAUCUGGACGGUUGGGGUUAAGAAGCCUGUUGAUCUUCCUUGGAAGCCUGAAGGCUACAAUACUCGCUGGCUGCACGACUUUAUUUGUAGCAUUCAUGGGGUGCAGGGAGCUGGCCAAUUCUUAUCCACCACCGGCGCGGCAGGUGAUUCUGUCAUGCACCUGCUCUUUGUUCCGAGACUUCAUGGAUCACCGGCCGGCCAACCACGGUUUUGGCUCUUUCACGUCGAAGACCGGGCCAGUGUAGUGUAUGGGCAUUGCCCGUUCGAUUGGGCUAUCGCGGCUACGCAUCUCCACGAGAUCUAUCAGGGUCUCCAUGUCCCUCAGUCCCGUCCGACACUUGUCAUCGGCUCCCAACUUGUGGCUCCCAGCUGUCACCUUUCUGACGUCCCUUCGGGUUCUAUAGUCCAGAUCCCCAUAGGUGCUCUCCCCAUGGAGUCCAGUGAUGAUGCCUGGGAGCCUACGCCGUGGGUUGUCCCUGGACCCUUUUUCCAGUAUGUGCCAGCAAGGGGGCCUGCUGGCGAGGCAGCCAUCUCCCCAGCUCAGCAAACCUUGCCUGAGGUUGCGCCAGCGGCACCCUCGCGCUGUGAAGUAGCGUGUCAAACCGAGACGCUUCUGUCGGUGGACACACCCCUGCUGUCCGCGCAAGUUGUUGGCGAUCUGGCUCUGCAGCUCCAGGGUAUGGCUGAGCGCCUACUCUCCUUGCCCUUCGCCUCGGUUGAGGAUCAUAUGCAUUCCUCUCAACCUUCGAUGCCAUCCCAGCCUUCGGCUCCGGUCUUCUGUGGGCCGCCCACGGAGUCUUUCUCUGAGCAGGAAGUCCCCGAGGUUGAGCCCUGCGAGCAGGAGGAUGUGACUGCGUCUGCACUGGCCCCUUCUGAGGUUUCGUCCGUGUCGCCGCGGCGGCUUUGUCGUCGCCGUGCCGUUCUACCCUGCAUUUUGGGUAUGUCUAUCUUACCGAAGAGAGCAGCGCCCAGAGUCUUCAUUGGCCUCCUAGCUUAUGUUACUCUAUUUCAAGGAGUGUCGGGUUCCUAUUUUACCCCCGAUGUUAGUGGCUCCGAAGAUGAUGACAUCCACUCUGCAGAUGUUCCUGAAGGCCACCGCCCAGGUGACGGCCCUCAUAUGCGGCCGGCUGGCCCGCCGCCUCCCACGCCGGCCGGCGCUGCGGACGACCCGGAUCCUGCGGACGCUCGGCUUGUGUACAACGAGACAAUGCCCCCGGACUUGAACUUCCUUCCGGGCUCCAUGAGGAAUGUGCAUGUUACCCGACGCUUCCCAGACCCGGUGGUCAUACGGUGGGUCCAAAAUAGGCUCAUUAGACAUCAGCACGGUCUCCUCCCUGCCACAGCCUUCCUUAACGGCCCGAUUCCUCAGGGCACGCCCUUCCGCUUCCAUAACCCCUUCACAGCUCGGGCACAAUGUCAUGAGGUUGGCUACCAGGAGCCGGAGCACAUUCCACCCUUGGGUGUGUUGCAGGCGCACGCCGAUAACCGCGGAUGGCGUGGAGUGGUUCUACUAAACCCUCAGCCGGACUCUGCUGCCGUUCACUUGAUCGCCCUUCCUCAACAUGGCCACCUGGUGUCCAUCGCGCUGCUUGUCAACAAUAGGGUUGUCCCGUGUUGUGUUCCUAGGCGCGCUCGAUGGCGGGAUUUGCGAGGUAUCACUUUCGAGGGUGUGCACGGUCGCCUUGAUCUCCCACAACACCUUGACGUCGUGCAUGACACUGUCACUUUCCGCUCAGGAGAUUGCUUUCGGGUGGAUACUGAACAGGAGCACACUGCCGCCUCCGAAUACGCUAGACUUGAAGACGUAGACCAUGAAGCAGCGGAGGGUGCUCUGCAUCAUCCUCCAGCGGAGGCCUCGUGCGGCUGUCGCCCCCGGCCAGCCUUGCUCGGUUUCCUAGGAGGAGUCGUUGUCGCUUUUCGGAAGCCUCUUUUCUGGUUGGGGGUUAUGGGCAUCGGGGUUUCAUGUGCCAUGCACCGACCUGGAGGCUUUCCCUGGCAAGCGCCUGCUCAUACACGUGCCUUUCGCCUACCCGAUUCAGAGGCGCAGGUCCAGGUGUUAUACUACAGCCCAUUUCUGGGUACCUUUCCCGCCUACUGGGCCACCUCUGGGACAGACCAGAGCACUGUCUGGGCGCAAUUUUUGAAUGACGAUGCGGCCUGGGCGACUGACUUCUUCCCAGUGUGGCCGGGACUUCACUUCAAUGCGUUUGCUUUUGUCCCUGUAGGGGGCGACCCCUCUACGGUUACAGUGAUUUUGCACUACCGAGGUUUUGGCCGGGCUGUUCUGAUUCCGCGAACUGUCACCGACUCCUGGCUUCAAACCUUUGUUUCUCAGCAGGUUAGUGCGGACAUCGAGGACAUUUUUCUCCCGCAUGCUCUGGAAGCAUGGCGUUUCUAUGACGUUCCCCCUCCAGAUUAUCGCCUGCGGCACGGUGAUGUUAUUUAUCUCCGCGAUAGGGAGCAGGGACGCGACCCCUUGGAAGCCGAGGAGCCAUGGGAUAUCCAAACUAGCGGUACAGGGCAACACGCCCCCUGGGCGGUCGGUUUCCGAUUAGACAGUGAUACGGUGGUAGACUUGCUGCAGCCGAGUCAGCGCCCUGUUUUGGUCUCGGUCCCGGCAGGCGAAACGUGGGCCCCGGUCCAGUGUACCUUCUCUGGUGCCUUCCACCUUCAGCAUCAGGGCAUGUGGACUCCUGUACAAUGGACAGCAUCCAGUGUCCCGCAGCUGAUGCUUAUCAGCGGAGUUGCCGCGGAAGCAAAUAUUGUAGUGGCAUCACCCGCGGGCCGGCGUGUGCGGGCUGUGCCCCGUUAUGUCAGCCGCGAUUCUCUUGCAGCCUGCACCGGCCUGUGCCACGCCUCCCUGGUUCUCGGUGGUGUGCCGGCUGCUUCCCUCGAUGCCGGGGUUGAGAUUCGUAAUGGUGAUGUUGUGUUUGGCGAACCGGUCACGGGGUCUUCCUCAUCGGUACGUCCGUUCCCUCUUUUGAUCUCCAUUGUCUUGGCGGCACAUGUCUCCACAUGCCAAUGGCUUCUUGGCAUUUCUCUCCUCGCCUCCGUUGGCGCUAUGCAGCAGCCGCUGGCCUUCUCCUUCAAUGCCUAUCGCGUCGGACGGUUCCCUUGGCGGGAGGAUGACCCCCAGGCGGAUCUUGCACCUUUGAGUUCGCAUGAUGCGGUGGAUACUGUGUAUCUCAGCCCCUUCUCAGGCCCCGGCCAGGUCGUUACACUUCCCACGACCUUCUCUGUAUCAGCUUGGUCCGAGGCUCUGGUCCAGCAGGACCCGUUUUGGGGUGCCAUUGCCUGCCCCGUGUGGCCCACAGUGUCUGCCGGAGCUAUGGUAGCGGUUCCCCGGCCCCCGACACUCAAUCUUGUUUGUGUACAUGUCACAUCACAUUUGGAACACUUCGCCCUGUGCAUACCGCGAGUCACUACGGUGGCUUGGCUGGUCGGUGCCCUUCGAACUGCACGCGUGCUCGACGUGCUGUCUCUUCGUAUACCCCCAGCCCUAGGCCAAAGUCCGGGCGAUAGUCAGGAUGAAAUCGCUUGGCGGACCGGUGACCUGGUCGUGGCUUGGCCUCCGGAUGCUUUUACAGGUCUUUUCCAGACCCCGGUUUUCACGCGAGCUGAACAGCUUAGGCACUGCGCUAUCUGGUCCCUUGAUUUCUGUCUGGCCGCGAAAUCCGAUGCUGUCAUAUGGCAACCUGACACUCGCCCGCUUCUAACUACCAUUCCCCGCGGCUCGCGCUGGAGUGCGCUUGAUGCCACCUUCGAGGGAGUCUUCUCAGAUCGGUACCCCGGGAGCUGGACCCCGGUUCCGUGGAUAGCCGAAGAUCGUCCUCAUUUGAUUCAAAUUGCAGCCUCGGACCGCUUUGUUCAUGUUGUUGUGGAAACUCCUGCGGCUUGCUUCUGUACCGCAGUGCACAUGUACACCGACAGGCGGCAACUGAGAGCGGAUCUUCCUACACUUGAUGGGAUGCCACGGGUCUUGUCCGUUCCUGACGAGGAGCUCCAAGCAGGUACCACUUUGCGUGAUGGGGAUGUGGUUGUUGAGGUUCCUAGCUGUGGAUCCCAUCGAUGCCUUAUCGGCUGGGGUCUUUUCGGUCUUGCGGUCGGGGGCCGAUCUCCCGGUUGGUUUUGGGUAGGAGGCGUCGGGCUUUUCUUCUGCCGCUGCAAUGUUGUCUUGCCAUGUGCUGCCAGCAACCAUGAUGCCCCCAGCCCCGAUUCCUCGGAGGCCCGUACCAUCCGUUCGAGGAUAGGCCGAGGUCGUCGUAGUCGCUCACGGAGCCAGCCCGGACCGCAACCCAGUUUUAGCUUCUUUCCUCUGGAUGCCCGUCGCGCUAUCGUGUCUCCACCCGUUCCCUUACACUUGUGGCAUCCAGCGCCUCCUGAGUCAGGCAAAUGCUUCGAGGACUUCGUUGGCAACCAAGGCGAGUUAACUGUCCGUACUUUGUGCCCGUUCGCGGGGACUAGUGGUUGUCAGCGGGUUUCAGUUGAGUCUAGCUGGGAUCAGGUUGUUACUGCCAGCCAUGCACACUGUGGUCGAUGGGCUGACUCCUUUAUCCCGGUGCGAGGCUUCGGGGCUGGUGGGAGCCUUACUGUUCUCCCAGUCAGUCCUUCACCCUUUGCUUCUGUCGUCAUUCUUCGUCGAGGCGUCUCGCACGCGGUCCUCGUUCCGAGAUUUGCUACCUUACACAGCUUCACUUCGCCGCCUGCCGUCGGGAGUCUGGGCGGGACGACGCCCACUGGACUGCUACCCCGGGGAUCUACAGCAGUGAUCGGAGACGGCCCCUCUUCCUUCGGAAUGGGGAUUGCAUUGGUCUUUCCCCGGACCCUGCCGGCCAGGAUUGGGAUGCAACGGAGUGGCCUCAGUACCGUGACCCACAGGCUGCCCUUGCCGGGGCAUCCUGGGCCCUACCCUUUACUUUCGAGUUAG
Messenger RNA from Symbiodinium necroappetens, 7443 nucleotides. The record is from the annotation of a GenBank genome assembly. Lineage: Eukaryota; Dinophyceae; Suessiales; Symbiodiniaceae.